UACCCCCAGGUUCAUUUGGUAGGUACAAGUUCAUUCCCCGCAUUUCGAAAUGCCUCUUUAUCAUCGCCAUCAUGCCACCACAGCCCAAAAACGGCACAGCCUGCAAAGGCUGCCCUCACCUUGAGGUUCAUAAGUGGUCCAAAGGCACAAGGGCCGCCGUUGAGACGUUGCCUACUCGGGAUAUUCAGAAUAUCUUUUCGACUGGGGACUGGGAAGUCGUCAUAAUUUUCACUUCCGCCAACUCAAUCACAACCAAAGACUGCUCCGAGUGCCGCAACCUUCUCAGCAGCACAUUUGCCAUACCAAAGAUAUGGUGGGCGGAAUGCUACCGGAAAGCCAUUGGCUAUUUCGGCAGGGAGGAUUCUGUAAGCUCUGAAGGAAGGCUAACAGGCAUCAGCACAUGGUCACGCUUCACGAUGAAGAUGCUGGAACGAGAUAAAUUGGGAAACAUAAUAUAUCACUGGCGCAAAUUCAACCUUUGCACCAGGUGGCUACCCAACGGCCGCCAGGCCAUCAUUGCCUUUGAUCCACGCCCCGAGGUCAAGGAGGCCGUAUCCGGGCUCUUGGAAGGGCUUGACGCCCAACUAUUGCAAGACCCCUUUUGGAUAUUCAUAGUGGUCGGGCAGGAGGUCCUUGACUCGCAGCACAAGGCGAUAUGGGGCAUGAGAGGGCUCGUGAGGGACACGGAGAAAAAGAGGGAGAGGGACAACCAGACGCCGAUGGACUUCCCGAAGCUGCACGACCUCGCGAGACACGCGAUACACAUAUCCGAGACUAUGGAUCUCUGCGCGCUCUCGAUGGACGAGAUAAUCUCGCACCAGAAGCAAUUCUGGGCCGCGCGUCACAGGGGAGGCGGAAGCGCAAGGGUAGGCGACGCAGCGAGGAGCGGAGACGCCGCCGCCGCCGCCGCCACCACCAAGACCCAGCCGAGAGACGGCAACGGUGAUGACGACGAAGGAAACCCCCAGGACCUGCCGCCGCCGCCGGCAGCGCGUCAGGUGCGGCACCGGCUGCAGUUCCACCACAACGCGCUGCGCAGCAUGCUGCUGCGGGCGGCGGCGAACCGGGAGCGGCUCCAGAACGAGAUCGGGCUGGCGUUCAACACGGUGGCGCAGCGCGACGCGCGCACGUCGGUCGACAUCAGCCGGGCCACGCGCGAGGACGGCAUGGCCAUGAAGACGCUCGCGCUCGUGACCGUGGCCUUUCUGCCCGCCACCUUCAUCUGCGCCGUCUUCAGCAUGUCCUUCUUCAACUUCAGCCCGGACUCGGGCCGCUGGGUCGUCUCGGACAUGUUCUGGGUCUACUGGGCCGUGACCGUGCCCGUGACCGUGUGCACUGCGCUGUUCUUCAUGUGGUGGAGCAGGCCCAAGCCAAAGUUGGUGGAUGGCAAGGUCAGGGCCGGGACCGUUUCCGCAUGGGUCGACAAUUCCCUGGCUACGCUUGGGCUGGCAAGGGUUCAGAGAGGAGAUACAGACCUGAGUCGUAGCUCCUGAGGCAAGGCUGUGGUCGAUACCAGAUUGCAAAAAGGUGUUCCUGUGAUCAGAUGUCUAUCAAGUAUUGAGAGGAUGGCCUUAUCAACACGCCAGCAAAUCGAGAAGUCUUUCAGGUUAACCAACCAACACUUAUCUGUCUACUCAUGGCCCCGUAGAUCAGUACCACGAAUUUGACUCUGCAUUCAC
Gaeumannomyces tritici R3-111a-1 is the source of this 1679-nucleotide messenger RNA. RefSeq lists its product as hypothetical. The record is from RefSeq and is a predicted model, not a curated record. Bases 72 to 1493 code for a protein of 473 amino acids. The transcript has 4 exons. Gene Ontology annotation, molecular function: cobalt ion binding; magnesium ion binding; cobalt ion transmembrane transporter activity. Lineage: Eukaryota; Fungi; Ascomycota; Sordariomycetes; Magnaporthales; Magnaporthaceae.